Messenger RNA from Zychaea mexicana, 336 nucleotides. RefSeq lists its product as uncharacterized. The record is from RefSeq and is a predicted model, not a curated record. The coding region runs from base 1 to 336 and encodes 111 amino acids. Lineage: Eukaryota; Fungi; Mucoromycota; Mucoromycetes; Mucorales; Lichtheimiaceae. The transcript is spliced from 2 exons.
AUGGUCUUUGCUGGCUGCCGCACACCCGAUUUAAAAACGAUCAAAACUCUACACAAUAUUCUCAAUGCCUGUGAUUCAUUAGCCUUGGAUAUCAACUUUAAGGCGAUCACCGCUGACGUCGUUGCAGACUUGCCGCUCCAGCUAGUUUUUGCGGACAUUCCGACCAACCACCCGGUCACCAACCGCCGAUCAAUUGGACUGGUUUGCGGGUUAUACACGGCUUCACAUUGGAUCCUCAUACCGGCAACAUCGAAUCUCGUCCGCCCUACCCUUCUGACAGGAAUUGCCAUCGACGAGUUGGCCAACCAAUUGUAUUGCCAAACCCAUUUGUUGUGA